CCAUCACUGCGCAUCGCCAUCAUGGCUCUUUCUCUCCGCCGUCCGCAGCCCAUCUGCAGUGCGUGCUGUCGCACCUUCGCCACCACCUCACCACUGCGCAUGCAACUGAAGAAAAUCGACCGCAAAGACCUCCCAAGCGAAAUUCCAGCCUACCCCUACCCGGCGCAAUGGUACAAGCAGGCCGACCGCGGCCUCUACGGUGGGCAACGCAUUCAAUUCGGAAACAAUGUCGGCGAGGACUCCGGCACCAAAACGCGUCGCAGCUGGGCUGUCAAUGUUUUCCACAAGAGAUUGUUCAGCAAGGCUUUGAACCGCUUCAUCCAAGUCAAAGUCAGCUCACGCACAUUGCGGACGAUCGAAAAAGUGGGAGGAUUGGAUGAGUACUUGCUGGGCGAGAAGACGGCAAGAAUCAAGGGACUGGGUGUGAGGGGGUGGGAAUUGAGGUGGGCCAUCAUGCAUACUCCUGCGAUUCUGAAGAGAUUCGCGCGGGAGAGGAAAGCGCUUGGUCUUCCAGAAUUGGAAAAGAGCGUGGAACAAUUGGAAGCGGAACGAUUGGCUGCGAUGGACCUUCACAAAGCUAUCGGUCGCAAGACGCCGGUGGACCUGGAUGUUGUCGAUGUCGAACCAGUGGGAGAGGGGUUGCAAGAGGUCAUUGACCAAGAAGUCGAUCAGGCAGUCGAAGACAUCGCCAACAACACGGAGGCAAUCGUGCACGACAUUUCUGCAGCGCCUGCCGCGGUCAUCGCCGCCUCCCUUUCGCCCACCCCACUGCACUAUCCCAGAGUCAAAGUCGGCCGCAGAAGAACCUACAUGUACCUCACUCCCCUUGGCUGGCGCGCAAAAGCCCCUCGCACCGAACAAUCGCCGAUGGCCAAAGUGAAGCAAGCAAGAGAAAGUGCUACUUGGUCGGAACGCAAGGAGGCUCAUAAGCGCAAGCGUGUACUGGCUGCCUGGCGGGAACAGGUGAAGGCGAAGGUGGGCGCAGCACGUGCUAUCCUCGAUGCUCAGAAGACCUCCGGAGAAUCCACACUCAACCCCAGGACAAGACGAGCGGUUCUGCACCACGUACGAGUGAUUAUGAAGUCGGAGGCGAAGCGGUCGAGAAAGUUGGGGGCAUCUGCGAAGGCGAAGAUCACGCCUCCGGAGCGAACGGCAGGGCUUCGCGAAUCGUCAGAACCUGUACUGUAAACAAUACAUCGUAUGCGGCUUGAUAUUCAAUAUGUGGAAGCGAAAAGUAGCGCGCCCCCUGAAAUUCCGCAAAAGUAAAAAUCCGCAAUUCGAACCUCCUUCCUAAUUCAGCAUUAUCACACUCGAACGCGCGACCAAACAAAAAACGAAACGCCAUCCACGUCACCUCUCUUUAAGAGGUGCGAGACCAGACGAAGCUAAACUCAGCAGCGCACAUGCAUCCCUUUCGGGCCUCCCACGGGGCUUGGUUUUUGCUUUUAAGAGCCUAGAGUUAGCAGCAGUUAAAGGGGGGGAGGGGUAGGACCAAUCCACUUCAGCCUUUGGUCACGCGCUGAAGUGGUGGUUAGAGUGCGGGCACAUUGUUUACGUCUAUGUAGUCGUGAAGGCGUGGCGAGGUUUAGCCGGCGGGAAAUGAGGUAAUCAGGG
Molecule: messenger RNA, 1614 nt
Organism: Neohortaea acidophila
Lineage: Eukaryota; Fungi; Ascomycota; Dothideomycetes; Mycosphaerellales; Teratosphaeriaceae
Product: ribosomal L28 family-domain-containing protein
Exons: 1
Coding region: 22-1188 (388 amino acids)
Cellular component (GO): mitochondrial large ribosomal subunit
Molecular function (GO): structural constituent of ribosome
Source: RefSeq, a predicted model, not a curated record